This is a messenger RNA of Acanthosepion pharaonis, 798 nucleotides long. The record is from the annotation of a GenBank genome assembly. NCBI's taxonomy places the organism in Eukaryota, Metazoa, Mollusca, Cephalopoda, Sepiida, Sepiidae.
AUGAAUAAUAAUUGUACUCAGGAUAUCUCGUCAACCCUACGGAGCCUAACUCGUCAGGCUGACGUGAUCUGCGAGGCUGCUGUGAAGAAUGCCCCGUCGUAUUCAGCUCGGCCCCCGGGGGUCGUUUUCGACAAGUUCGUCAGCAACCGCCCAGUCGCCGGGGACAUUGUCACUAUCAAAGUUCGAAGAACAUUGAAAGGCGGCAAAAAACUUAAUAUUACCUUGUUAUCCGUCAAAAUACCCAAGCGUGAUAUUGUCAACAGCUGUGUGCUUCAGCUCAAGAAAGGUGACAAACUUAUAUUUUUUUUGAAGUAUGCAAUGAUGGAUGGUUUACGUUUUGAGAUGAUAACUCCACCUGUAAAUCCAACCAAGACACUCAACCGGAAACUUAGAAGACACUUAAAUCGGACAACUUUCACCAGAGAACUUAAAAAAAAAAAUAGAAAAGUUGCUGAAGGAAAAAAAUUGAAAUUAACCUGCACAUCAUCACAUCGUAAUGCCAAAUUCCGAUGGCUGAGGAAUGGGAAAGUUAUACGAAAGUCGUCCGAAAUGUCUUUUAAGAAAAAGAAUCAAGGCAAAGCCAAUCCAAAGUCUGUUUUGCGGAUAAGACAAUUACGACAGAACCAUACAGGAGUUUACACAUGUACCAUUGAUGCGGGAGGAAGAAAAUAUUCAAAAGACUUUAAUAUAACAGUAAUAGGGCCAUCAGAGGUACAGUGUGCUGACCAGAAAUAUUGUUUCAAUCAAGGUGAAUGCUGGCAGAAAUUACCACCUUUAGAUGAAAAAUAUUGCAAGUGA